Molecule: messenger RNA, 2280 nt
Organism: Aureobasidium namibiae CBS 147.97
Lineage: Eukaryota; Fungi; Ascomycota; Dothideomycetes; Dothideales; Saccotheciaceae
Exons: 2
Coding region: 1-2280 (759 amino acids)
Biological process (GO): RNA 3'-end processing
Cellular component (GO): nucleolus; TRAMP complex
Molecular function (GO): poly(A) RNA polymerase activity; mRNA binding
Source: RefSeq, a predicted model, not a curated record
AUGGACCACUACGAGCCAUCGUCAAGAAACCAACGGACGUAUCCUCAACGCGAUCGUCCACCUCCUCCGUCAUAUCACGACGUGCCUCCGCCGCCGUCUGGUCCUCGCGACAUGUUCCAAUUCCGCGGUGCCGCUGCUGCCCGCCCCUCCGGUGACAACUACCGCCCCGGACCCAGAAGAGACGGUUUCAACUUCUCAGCCGGCAACAAUGCGCCGUCGUUCGCGCCCUCAAACAAUUACCCAGGCGCCAGAAGACCCCCUCCUAGAGACUCGCGUCGCAAUGCUCAGCGUAACGGCCGCGGCCGCGGUGGCCCUCGUAGAUUCGGACCCAAGCCUGCUCACGAACGCGAUCUGAUGCGACACCAGCGCGAACCCACUCCCGAUCAGUUGGAGGGCAUGAACGAAAGCAGAGAGUCCCGCUUCAAGGUCCUUGAUGAUCUCUCCGACAGCGAUAUUGACGAUGACGACAGCGUUAUGGAUCUCGAGACUGAUGUCCAACAUCCCACUGACGCGUCCGCUCAGCCUUCGUUCUCCAACCGUGCAAGCCACUCCGAUGAUGACUCCGAGGAAGAGCACCCCAGAGCCAAACGCGCUCGCAUCAAGAGUAAGAGCCCCGAGUCCGAACAGGCCAAGCCCAAGUGGUCAAAUCCCGACCCUUACACUGUGCUGCCUCCGCCUGGCGAGUCCGACGCCAAGAAAAAGGACGUUGUCAAGCUCAUCCGCAAGGCAAAGGUCGAGGCUGCAAAGCCUGCCGCCACGGCUGCCGAGGGUGAGGACUUCAUCUCGCUGAACUUUGAUGACGGCUUUGCCCAGAACAACAGCGAAGACGAUGGUGGUGUCUCACUCUCUGGUUCUGUCAGGGGCGAGCCUUCGCUUCCUCACAAGCCUUCCUUCAGUCAUCUAGAUCACCUCCAUCCUGAUCGCAACCUUCCUCCACCUCCUGUUGUCGAGGAAUCGAAGGGUGUCAAUAUGUCAGCGCCUGUUCCUCUACCUCGUCUCGAUGUCUGGCCUCCGCCAGCAGAUGUUCAUGGUGACCCGUCAGGUCGCAGCCAAUACCAUACCGGACUUCAGAGACAAGAAGCCAAGGAUGCCGUAGCUCCGCUUCGCAAGGAGAACAAGAAACGCAAGCGUCGCGAUGACGUGGCACUUGGCGAUACUAUUGAGGAGUGGAGGGCCCCCGAAGGUACUGAUCCCGCUCCGUGGUUUGCCAACAAACUGCAAGGCUCUCGUGCUGAACAUUGGCUCCACAACGAGAUUCUUGACUUCUACAGUUACGUCAAGCCUCGUGACUUCGAACAUCAGGUUCGCGAGGAUCUGAUCAAGCGUAUCGAGAGCGCAGUCAGAAGACAAUUCCCUGAUCUGAACGUUCGUGCCUUUGGUUCCUUCGCCUCUGGUCUCUAUCUACCGACUGCCGACAUGGACCUCGUCGCAUGCUCAACUCGUUUCCUGAACGGCGGCUUUGCCAACCCCCAGCCAACUAAGAAUUGGAUGUACAAGUUUGCCAACUGCCUCAAAAGAGCCGGCAUUGCCAUUGAGUCGUCAGUGACUAUCAUCGCAAACUCCAGAGUGCCUCUCGUCAAGUUUGUCGAGAAAGUGACUGGUUUGAGGGUUGAUGUUUCGUUUGAGAAUGAUAGUGGACUUCUCGCCAACAACACCUUCCAGGUCUGGAAAGAGAAGUAUCCCGCCAUGCCCAUCAUUGUAGCCCUGAUCAAGCAGUUCCUCGUCAUGAGAGAUUUCUCCGAGGUAUUCAGCGGCGGUCUUGGUGGUUAUUCGGUUAUUUGCCUGACCAUCACUGUACUCCGCGUUCUUGAGGAUCGCAAUGGAGCAGACUGGGACCCUAUGCAAAGUCUGGACACAGUUCUGAUGAACUUCUUCGUGUAUUAUGGUAGAGACUUUGAUGUUCAGAAGCAUGGUAUCCAGAUGGAACCUUGGAACAUCGUCACAAAGAAAUCGUGGAGAAAUACCAAGGGCCAACCAUCCAAGCAGGAUAGACUGCUUAUCAUCGAUCCUAACAACUACUCCAACGACAUCUCUGGAGGCUCUAGUUCAGUCAUCAAGAUCUUCGAGAGAUUUGCCGACGCUUUCAGAGAGCUCAACAUCUGCAUGUCAGAUGCUGAAGACACCCAUAAGGAGAAUGGCGAUGUUAUUAGUAUCCUCGAACGUGUAUGGGGUGGCAACUAUGCCCUCUUUGAAGCUCAGCGUUCCCGUCUGAGAGCUGUAUGGCAGCAGAAUAUGGCAAGGUAUGCUGCUGUGCACUCAAGAUCCAGAACAUAUCAAUAA